Humulus lupulus (European hop) is the source of this 1926-nucleotide messenger RNA. RefSeq lists its product as uncharacterized. The transcript has 3 exons. The coding region runs from base 1 to 1926 and encodes 641 amino acids. The record is from RefSeq and is a predicted model, not a curated record. NCBI's taxonomy places the organism in Eukaryota, Viridiplantae, Streptophyta, Magnoliopsida, Rosales, Cannabaceae.
AUGGAAGGUUUCAACUUAAUGAGCUGGAAUGUUAGAGGGUUAAACAAGAGGAAUAAGCAGUUAUCCAUUUUAGAUAUCUGCAAGUUGAAUAAGAUUGGUAUUGGGGCUCUUUUAGAAACUAAAAUAAAAGGAGAGCGAAUUAAGGAGGUUAUGAGUUCAAGUUUUAUGGGUUGGGAUUUCUAUAGUAAUUUGAGCUUGGAGGGUAGAAUUCUUUUAAUUUGGAAGGCUUGCUGGGUCAAAAUAGAAGUAAUAAAGGAUCAUGUUCAAUUUCUCCACUGCAAGGUUCAGAUUUGGGCUACAGGCCAGUCUUUUUGUCUAACAAUAGUUUAUGGCUCUAACCAGCUGGAGCCCAGGAGAUUUCUUUGGUCUGAACUAUCUUCUUUAACUUUCCCAGUUAAACCUUGGUUAGUAGUAGGUGAUUUCAAUGCUUUCUUUGAUUCAGCAGAUCGAAUGGGAGGUAAGGCCAUAUCAAUAAAGGAGUUAGAAGAUGCAAUACAAUGGCUCGAUCUUGGUAUAGUGGAAGAAGUGAAGAUUAUGGGUUCGUUUUAUACUUGGUCGAACAAUCAAGAUGGGAACAACCGUAUUUUUUCCAAGUUAGAUAGAGUGUUUUUUAAUGAGGAUUGGCUUGAUUCAUUUCCUAAUGUCAAUGCCAUAGCGAAUUGGGAGGUAGUUUCAGAUCAUUGUGCUAUAAUUCUGAAGCAUAUUCCAGUCCAGAAAGAGGGCUUACGUCCAUUUCGAUUCUACAAUAUGUGGACUGGCCAUCCUAAUUUUAAGAUAACAGUAAUGAAUAGCUGGAACCAACCUUUAAAGUCUGAGGGUCGAGGUCUGGAGCAGAUUUCUAGUAAGCUACAUCGGCUUAAGUAUGAGAUGAAGAGGUUUAAUUGGAGGGUUAUAGGAGAUAUUGUCAAGAUUGCAACUUCAGGACAUAUAGACUCUUCAGUUUUGAACUUAGGUCUGAUUGUGAACCUGGAAGACCAAGUAGAGCUGAUUAAGCCUUUCUCUUAUCAAGAUGUCAAAACAGCCAUGUUAAGCAUAAAUGCUAUUAACAGUCCUGGUCCAGAUGGGUUUGGAGCUGUUAGUCAUCCUACAAAUGCCUCAGAGUAUAGACCAAUUGCUUGCUUUAAUACUCUGUACAAAUGCAUCUCAAAAAUGCUUUGUAACAGAUUGACCUCUAUUCUUCCUAAGUUGGUCAAUCAAAAUCAAGGGGCUUUUGUUAAGAAUAGAUCUCUUGCCCAUAAUGUCCUUAUUCCACAAGAUCUUAUUAAGGGUUAUAAUCGCAAACAAAGUUCUCCUCAUUGCUUAAUGAAGAUAGAUAUCAGCAAAGCCUAUGAUUCCAUUGAUUGGGGCUUUUUAGAGAACCUGCUGAAUGCAUUCAGAUUCCCUGGCAGAUUUAUUAGAUGGAUUAUGAUAUGUCUAAGAGGCUCCUCGUAUUGCAUUUUCAUGAAUGGUCAGCUCCAAGGUAGUUUUAAGGGAGGUAAAGGGCUUCGUCAAGGCGAUCCUAUCUCUCCCUUACUCUUUGUUCUAGUUAUGGAAUAUCUUACUCGAGGCCUUCAUGGGGCUACUAAGGAUAAAAAAUUCAGAUUCCACCCUUUAUGUAAAUCUUUGAAUAUUGCUAACCUUUGCUUUGCGGAUAAUUUACUUCUUGUUUGCAAAGCUCAUGCUAAUUCUAUUAAGAUUAUUCAACAGCCUUUCGAAACUUUCUCAGCUGCAUCUGGUCUGUACAUCAACAAUUCCAAGUCCCGAAUAUUUUUUGGAGGCAUCUCAGGCUCUGAGAAGGCUUACCUGCUGAGUCUAUCUAAAAUGACAGAAGGGACUUUUCCUUUAGUUUAUCUUGGCAUGCCGUUGAGACCUACCAAAUGGAAAUCUAUGGACUGUGAUAUCAUUAUUUCGAAAAUAAGGCAAAGAUUACAUGGUUGGGCUAGUUGA